Molecule: messenger RNA, 2051 nt
Organism: Apaloderma vittatum (bar-tailed trogon)
Lineage: Eukaryota; Metazoa; Chordata; Aves; Trogoniformes; Trogonidae
Gene: MAP4K3
Product: mitogen-activated protein kinase kinase kinase kinase 3
Exons: 19
Molecular function (GO): MAP kinase kinase kinase kinase activity; ATP binding
Source: RefSeq, a predicted model, not a curated record
GAUCUACAGCUAGAAUAUGGUCAUGGUCCUCAAUGUGGCUACUUCUUGGGUGCAAAUAAGAGUCUCUUAAAAUCAGUUGAAGAAGAACUGCAUCAGCGGGGACAUGUGGCACAUUUAGAAGAUGAUGAUGAUGCAGACGAUGAUGCUAAACAUGCUACUAUGAAACCUAAAGUACCACCUCCGUUACCGCCAAAGCCUAAAUCCAUCUUUAUCCCCCAAGAAACUCACUCUUCUGAAAAUGAUAAUCAAGGGACAAUCAAGAGAUGCCCAACAUCAGAGAGUCCAGCAAAAUCUGCAUCUCAGGUUCCGCCCAGACCACCACCUCCUCGAUUACCUCCACAGAAAUCUAAUGCUUUAGGUAAUGGUGUCACUUCUGUACAAUUAAAUGGUGAAAGAGAGGGAUCACCACUUCAACACAAUGAAGCCAGAGACACUAAUUUUUCAAGGAGAGAAAAGAAGGAAAUGCUGAAACCAGUUAGUAAUGGUCUUCCUCCCACACCUAAAGUACACAUGGGUGCUUGCUUUUCAAAGGUUUUCAAUGGCUGCCCUUUAAAAAUUCAUUGUGCAACGUCAUGGAUAAAUCCAGAUACAAGAGAUCAGUACUUGAUAUUUGGUGCAGAAGAAGGUAUUUACACACUGAACCUCAAUGAACUUCAUGAAACAUCAAUGGAGCAGCUAUUUCCUCGAAGGUGUACAUGGUUAUAUGUCAUGAACAAUUGCUUGUUAUCAAUAUCUGGUAAAGCUUCUCAGCUCUAUUCUCAUAAUCUGCCAGGACUCUUUGAUUAUGCAAGGCAAAUGCAAAAGUUACCUGUUGCUAUUCCAGCACACAAACUCCCUGACCGAAUACUUCCCAGGAAGUUUGCAGUGUCAACAAAAAUUCCUGACACCAAAUGGUGUCAGAAGUGUUGUGUUGGUAAGNNNNCCUACACGGGCCACAAGUACCUUUGUGGAGCGCUACAGUCUAGCAUUGUUUUGUUAGAAUGGGUUGAACAAAUGCAAAAAUUUAUGUUAAUCAAGCACAUAGACUUUCCUGUACCUUGUCCACUGAGAUUGUUUGAAAUGCUGGUAGUCCCUGAGCAGGAAUUCCCUUUAGUUUGUGUCGGUGUCAGUAGAGGAAGAGACUUCAACCAGGUGGUGAAGUUUGAGACUGUCAACCCAAAUUCUACCUCUUCGUGGUUUACGGAAACAGACACUACAGAGACAAGUGUUGUACAUGUAACACAGCUGGAGAGAGAUACCAUUUUGGUGUGUUUGGAUUGCUGCAUAAAAAUAGUGAAUCUGCAAGGCAGGUUAAAAUCCAGCCGCAAACUGUCAUCGGAGCUCACGUUUGACUUUCAGAUUGAAUCAAUAGUCUGUCUACAAGACAGCGUGUUAGCAUUCUGGAAACACGGCAUGCAAGGAAGGAGUUUUAGAUCAAAUGAGAUCACGCAAGAAAUCUCUGAUAAUACAAGAAUAUUCAGGCUUCUGGGAUCUGACAGGGUCGUGGUGCUGGAGAGUAGGCCGACGGAUAACCCUACAGCCAACAGCAAUUUAUAUAUCCUGGCAGGGCACGAGAACAGUUACUGAGAGCAGCAUGUGGCGGGCAGCUCACCGUGACAAGAGAAUGCUCCUGCUGCAGCAGCGUUCUUGGCUGGCUGAAAUUGCACAAAAGCUGCAGGAGCCCCACUUCAGUUACUUUAUAAUUUAUUGUGGCAUGAGAGGAAGAUGAGAAUUGUUUGUGGUAUGGACACAUAAGCAUUAAUGAUACCACAGAAGUGCUUGAUUUACUGUUAUGUAAUCUUUGUACAUACGCAGUAUUUUUCAGUGAAAAUUCUUGCUGAAGACCUACACUGACUUUUCUGUAGAUAGCGGUCCUCUUGUUAAGUACAAGUGUCUUACCUGUACAGAUGUAAAAGUCACUGAGGAUGCAAAAAUGAUAUCGGGGUACUAUUUUAAGGACUUCUCAUGUGUCAAGUGGGAUGCUAGCAACAAAUAUAGUACACUUAACAACACUAUUGUAUUUUAUUAUAUGUAAUUUACUAAUACAAAUAAAUCUUAACUUUUAGAAAUUG